ACAAAGCAUGAGGUUGCGGUGCAAGCGCAAUGAGGCACUUAACGUAGGUAAUUCUAGUGCUUAUAUUAGAGAAUAAUAUUUUUUAUCUUUAAUGAAUCUGUGAAAUUAUUCUCUUUGUGAGGCAUCGCGGCCGCGGCCUAAAGCAGAAGAAGGAACGGGGGUUUUAGUCCGUAAAAGUCUGAUACUCUUUCUCGUCUUACCCUGGGCGGGAGAAGUCAUUUGAUGAUUUUCCCCUGACAAAAAAGACUAUGCAAAACAUAUUUUGUACUUAGAUUUUAAACCUUAGUCUAAGAUAUGUUGAGACUCGAACUGCAGCACUUUUGACAUUUUGGUAAUUAUUACUAGGCUAGCUGUCAGUGCCUGUCCUGUCAGUUGCAAAUUAUUGUCACAAAGUGUAAAGAAAUUGUAUUGUAGCGUUCGUCGAAUCUAAGAAAAAUCUUUUGAAACCAAAUUAAGAAUAAUUGCUUGAAAUGGCUAGGCCAGGGAAAGAAGAUGCUGCUGAAGAUGCGAAGAAAAUAGUUGACGAUGCCAAGAAUUUUAUUGAAAAAGCAGUAGCAGAUAUUGGAAAAACGUCUGCAACAAAGCAGUUAAUUUUAGGAACUACGUCAGGAUGGAUUACUGGUUUCCUAUCUAUGAAAAUAGGGAAGAUAGCUGCAGUUGGAUUAGGUGGCAGUGUUAUACUAUUACAUAUUGCCAGCCAGAAGGGAUACAUCGACAUUAACUGGGAUAAAAUCAACAAGAGAGUUGAUAAAAUAAGUGAUAAGAUUGAAAAGGAAGCAACUGGAAAGUCUCCAGAUUGGAUUGAGAAAGUUGAACGAUUUGUGGAUCGUAAACUGGACAAAGCUGAAGAUCUGUUGAAGAAAAAAGAAGUCAAAGCUAAACGCUGGGUCCAUAACAUAACUGGAGAUGAUCACUAUCGUGCUACCGAAUCUCACGUAUUUCUGGCAUCUUUUGUUGCCGGAAUGGCAAUUGGUCUCCUUUGUGGAAAGUAGAUCGUAAGUCAUAAUUUGUAACAACAAACUUGUUGAAAAUAAUCAAAAAAUGUUAUAGUCAAUAUAUAGUAAUAUGACUAGGAACCUUUUCAUUACCUAUAAAGCUUUGAAUUUUAAAAAUAUCACAUUUAACAUCGUUAACAUCUUUUCUUUUUAAAACUACUUAGUAGGUACCUACUCAAAUUCGUAAUAUUAUGAUUGUCAAGAAGCAUAAUAGUCGUACUACUAAAAAAAGUAAUACUAAUUGUAGCGUUACAGACACCAUGCACGCCUAACCAGUAUAUUAUUGUUGCGAUGUGGUAUGUGGUUGUGAUAAGUGUGAAUAGAAAAACAUCUCGUUUAUAAAGUAUUAUUAUAAUUAUACAGUACGAUUCAAUCUUAAUGGCGUCUGUGAAGUUAGCUUCGAGUGCUGGUACGCACAUGUACAGUUAAGUUCACAAUAAUUUGAGUUAGAUUUAAUUAUUUUUAUACCUUGAAUAUUUUAAGUAUCGUAUCUAUAGGUACCUACUUACAAUAAAUCUGCAGAGAGGUCAAUUCUGUACCUACAUUAAAUAGAUUUUCAAAAUAACUACCAGGGGGAGAUAAGAUAUCGAUACUGAUGCCAAAAAUGCAAUACAUAAAUUUUUUGUCUUUUGUCAAAAACUACUUGACAGAUUUUAACAAAACUUGGUAUAAAUAUUCUUUAUACUCCUGGGCAGUUUCCGUCGCGUGUGUAACCUAAUGGUUUAAGUUACAUAGACAUUAUGUAAGACGGAAAUAUUCAACAAAUAAUUAUGAAAAAAAAAAUUACGGCGUUUGUCUAUCUUUUAGGGUUAACUCACAAUAGCACGUGUAACUCCUGAUAGCUUAGCAGUUCGGAUAAUAAGCUAUCGCGCCGUAGCAAAUGACCACUGAAUCAUGCUAUAAGGAUUAUUUUUGUGUAACGGUUGCCGCGCUCGACGCGACGGGGUAUAAAAUAUAAUAGGUUUUACUAAAUAUUUGUAAUAUUAGAUCCGUACCAUUCUAUCUAUGGACGGACGGACAGCGGAGAUGUACUAAGUAAUAGGGGAUUUACCCAUUGGAGAUGUACCCAUAAAAAUGAGAUGUACAAAUUUUAUGUACACUUCGAUUUUGUUAUAUUGUUGCUUUUUAUCAACACAGCACGCGCCGCUGGCGGAUCGUACAGUCAGUGAGAUCGUAAAGUAAUAUCAGUUGGCAAUAAGUAUGUUGCUGCCGCCACCCUUUUUUGAACGAGCUUCAAAGGAAUUUGAAUGCCGUCUUCAUUUUAAUUUUUUAUAAACUGCUUGACGUUAUACACCGUUUUUCUGGCAUCCCUGCAUAAAACGUGGUAUCGUCCGCUUGACACAUUAAAACACACCAACUCAAUAUAUUCUUCUCACAAAGAAUAACAGUCAAAAACUUAAGGUAAACAAGGAACCGAUAAAAACAAAAUUCAAGAACAAUUAAGACUUAACGGAACAAUAUCAAAAAAUCUUAACAAAUCAAUUACCAAAUAACAAAACAAUUACAAAAAACUAUGAGCUCGACUGUACGUCAGCAGUAAUGCGCGCAGCGUGCGUUCGUACCUAAAUAUAUUGCACAGCCGCUUUUUUGUAGCCAUCCGAACUUGGUCGGGUUAUGUAGGUUUUCGAUGCUUCGUCAGUAUUAUAAUUGUUUUUCGCUAAUUACUGAACUUAAUGACAUGACAUUUUGCAUGUGAAUAGUUGAAUGAAUACACUAAUUAUUGGCAUUGACAUUUUACCAUGCAAUUCAUUUAGAAAGUCGUGAUAUUUGACUGCUUUGUAAACAGUGAUCUAUUCAUGGUAAAUUUGUCCUAUAACUAUUUAAUUACUAACGGAACAUCGUUGAUACUUGGAAACAUGUUGCAGACACUUACAAGAUUUGUAUAAACGUGAAAAUCUAUCUAUAUAUAUAUCUAUAUAGAUAUCUAUCUAUCAAAGUGCAUACUUUAAGAACUAAGACCUAAUAAGCGUAUUUUACGUUUAUAUUUUUAUCUUUUAAACGCUACGAUAUUUUCUUAAUCUGAUUUUUAAACAAAUAUAAACAAAUUCAAAACAACGUAUUUAAAAAUCUACAGCUCUCUAUGUAAGCGCUUUAUAUGAAAACUAGCUAAUGGCCAAACGUUCGCGUAGCGGAAACUUGAAUUUCUCCGAAGUUUAUGCAUGCACUAGUUUUAUUCAUACAUACACAAUUACACACAAAUACACACUAAUUUUUGGAUACAUCUCUUUUCUUCUAAAGUCUAUGGAUUAAAAAAAGUUCCGCCAGGACAACGUUCGCCCAGCGGAAUCAGUUUUUGGUGAAUUUCUCCACAAUGGUUGCGUGCACAAUUUUUUUUUACCAUACACAAUUAUACGACGUCAUACACUAAAUAUCUGCAUAAUUAAAAUCUUUAAAUUCAACAACAUUCCGCUGCACGAACGCACGCAUGCGCGCAAGUGUGCAGAAACGUAUGAUGUUCAUAGCCGCUAUUAAGUUUAAAUCGUACUAUACCUAUAUGUUAUACAUUAUUAGUAGUAGUGCUUAUUAGAUCAACCUCUAGAUUUUUGUAGUGAGAAUUAAUGUAGGAUAUAUAAAAUUAAAAAUGUACCUAUUAAUAAAUUAUUUACGUAAUUAAAAAAAAAAACAAUA
Messenger RNA from Spodoptera exigua (beet armyworm), 3623 nucleotides. The record is from the annotation of a GenBank genome assembly. NCBI's taxonomy places the organism in Eukaryota, Metazoa, Arthropoda, Insecta, Lepidoptera, Noctuidae.